Molecule: messenger RNA, 1344 nt
Organism: Acanthopagrus latus (yellowfin seabream)
Lineage: Eukaryota; Metazoa; Chordata; Actinopteri; Spariformes; Sparidae
Gene: c20h8orf33
Product: chromosome 20 C8orf33 homolog
Exons: 5
Coding region: 235-1164 (309 amino acids)
Source: RefSeq, a predicted model, not a curated record
UCCACGCGGAACGGUACGCGUUGGGGAAAUAUUUCCAGUCGGUCCUAUUAUCAAGUGAACCAGCUGGCAAGUUUCACAGCACGACUUCGUGGAAACUGAGAAGAAAAAUAUCGGUACUGAUCUAAACAUGUUGGCUAGAACCUGUUCCAGUGAGUGUGUGUGUCGCCCGGAAGCGUCGAGUUAAUCAGUUGAGGCGCCUUUCAUCUGAGAACCUGCAACACUGGAAGCACCAGCAUGACCGAGCAGAGGCUGCUGUCCAUAGAUAUUGAACCCAGGUCAAACAGCUCCAGAGCUGAGAAGCCCCUCUGGACUCGCAGUGACAACGCCUUCAAGUUUAACUUCCUCACUGAUAACGCUCUGGCACCUCAGGAGGAAGCAGCUCCAUCACCCAACAGGACCGAACCAGCAGCGAGCCAGAUAUCCUUCACAGGACAGGGCUCCGCUUUUGCCUUCAACUUUCAACUUCCUGCUGUUUCACCUGUAGAGGACAUGGAGACGACAGAGACCCCCGACACCUCCGCUCCAGCUGGCCAACAGGGCGUCCAAGAGGAAAAGCCCUCCCAGCCGCAGGAGUUUAACGCUCCACCUGAGCCGUCAGCGCAGUCAAAAUCCAAAAAGAAGAAGAAAUCUGGAAAGAAAAAAGGGUCUGAUGGCAGCGAGUCACAGCAGAAGCCAAGUUCAGCUGAGGGGAGUCAAGGAGGCGAGGACACUGAGUUGAGUGCAGAAGAGCAGCUGAACAGACAGCUGGACUGGUGCAUCGAGCAGCUGGAAUCAGGACUGAAGACCCAGAAGGCUACACCGAAACAGAAGGAAGAAGCCUCCCGUGCCCUGAAGACUCUGCGAAGCUCCAAAGCUCCUCUGGCCAAGAAGAGGCAGGUGAUGAGGGCCAUGACCGGAGACUACAGGAAAAAAAUGGAAGAAGAGAAGAGCAAGCAGUACAAACUCAUUCAGACUGAAAUUGCAUCAGCUAAGGUCAAAGAAGUGUCAAAUUCUCCAAAGAAGUGUGUUUUCCACCGGAGAGCCGAAACCCAGAAAGCAGCCACUGAGAAGAACCGGCGACACGCUGAAACCCAGGACACAGAACCACAAACAUCACAGACUCAAGAGACGUCAGCUUUUGUCUUUACCCCGUCAAAGGAGGAGUUUCGCUUCAACUUCCUCUGAUUUGUUCCCCGAAGACACUCUUCACUGUACAUCAUGUUAUGUGCCUGGAUAAUCUGGUCUGAGUCGUGUGCUGGAUAUUAUUUGUGAUGGAAACUUGCGUGAAACAAUAAGAGGUGAUAAUCAAAAUUUCUUGCGAGCGCUCCACAUUUCUAAAUAAAGAAUUAUGUAUUUUUGUCUGCA